Molecule: messenger RNA, 3901 nt
Organism: Kogia breviceps (pygmy sperm whale)
Lineage: Eukaryota; Metazoa; Chordata; Mammalia; Artiodactyla; Physeteridae
Gene: CREB5
Product: cAMP responsive element binding protein 5
Biological process (GO): regulation of transcription by RNA polymerase II
Molecular function (GO): DNA-binding transcription factor activity, RNA polymerase II-specific; cAMP response element binding
Source: RefSeq, a predicted model, not a curated record
AGUUAAAAAAAAUCAAACAGGUGAUGUUAAUUUUAAUAAUUUUAUUUAACCCAAUAUAUCUGAAAUAUUAUCAUUUCAACACAUAAUCAAUAUAAAAAUGUUGAGAUACUUUAUGAUUUGGAGCGGGGGGUACUAAGCCUUUGAAGUCUGGUGUGUGUUUAUAAUUACCCCACAUUUCAAUUCGGACUAGUCACAUUUCAAGUGCUCAAUAGCCACAUGUACCAGUGACUAUGGUGUCAAGCAAUGUAAAUCUAUAGGCUGUAUCAAUGGUUCUAAUCCAGGCAGCCCAAUAGAACCACCUGUGGAGUUUAUAAAAAAAAUUACUAAUACCUUCCCUGUCCUGUCCAUUUUGACUUAACUUGGUUUGGGGUGGGGGCCUGGGCCUCUAUAUUUUUUAAAAGCUCCAGAAAUGCUUCUAAAGUUUAGCCAGGGUUGAGAAUUGCAAUUCUAACUGAUCACUAAGGAAUCUUCUACUCUAAUAUUCCAUGAUUCUAUUUAAGGAAAGGGAUUGCAGUAAAGCAUUCAGAGUUCAAAGGGCAGCAAGGCGGUUAUUAUUAGUGUGCUGCACUCCACAAAACAUGUUUAAGAAAAUGUAAUUAAUACAAAUUAAAACGUGCAGACUAAAUAUUUUAGAAGAUAAUUCUUUGUACCACAGAUGAGCUCGGUUUUGUGUAAGUUUCAGAUAUGGAUUGCUUGCGUCCUGAGAAAUCUUAACUUAGGAUUUGGUUUGCAUGCAGACUCUCAGAAGCCCUCCGUUUUGGAAAAGGUCAAGAUCACCACAUUUCAGUUAUUUUGCGAGCUUACUUCUUUGCCCCAGAUACUACUUGCCUUUAGCUGGUUUUGGAGGGAUGCUUUGACUCUAUUUGAGACAUCUGGAUCCCCUUGUGUUUCUUCCCUCUAAGCUUUUAAAAAGCUUCGUGUCAGACCAAACUUGCUCUCUGCUCAUGUCAAGAUGUUAGUUGUAACCCCCCAGACUUAAAGUGUGCCUUCCCCUUGUCAUCCUUUAAAUACUAGAGAAUCAAUAUUUCUCAGUACACACUAGAAUGUUUUCCUUUCAUAAUUUUUUGAACAAUAUACCAGCUUGCGCAUUCAGUAAAUGACGCGAAGAACCCCAAAAUAAAAAAUAAUAAUUUCCAAACUCCUCACCCAUCUUCUUUUGAAGUCAACAAACAGCAUUGUUUGCGGAGGAGAGGAGAGACCUCAGGGACGGUCCCUUGUGACUUCAUGCUGCCGAGAGCCUCUGCAUUCCCACAUUCAUUUAUGAGGAAUCCAAGAUGAAUUUGGAGCAGGAGAGGCCAUUUGUCUGCAGUGCCCCAGGCUGCUCCCAGCGCUUCCCAACAGAGGACCAUCUGAUGAUUCAUAGGCACAAGCAUGAAAUGACUUUGAAGUUUCCCUCAAUAAAAACAGACAAUAUGUUAUCAGAUCAGACUCCAACCCCAACGAGAUUCCUGAAGAACUGCGAGGAGGUGGGGCUCUUCAAUGAGCUGGACUGCUCCCUCGAGCAUGAGUUCAGGAAGGCUCAGGAGGAGGAGAGCAGCAAGCGGAAUAUCUCGAUGCAUAACACCGUUGGUGGGGCCAUGGUGGGGCCUGGAGCUCACCAGCUUGGCAGCACCCGGAUGCCCAACCAUGACACCAGCGUUGUGAUUCAGCAAGCCAUGCCGUCACCCCAGUCCAGCUCUGUCAUCACACAGGCACCUUCCACCAACCGCCAGAUCGGGCCUGUCCCAGGCUCUCUAUCUUCUCUGCUCCAUCUUCACAACAGACAGAGACAGCCCAUGCCAGCCUCCAUGCCAGGGACCCUGCCCAACCCUACAAUGCCGGGCUCUUCCGCCGUCUUGAUGCCAAUGGAGAGACAAAUGUCAGUGAACUCCAACCUCCUGGGAAUGCAAGGUCCAAAUCUCAGCAACCCCUGUGCUUCUCCCCAAGUCCAGCCAAUGCAUUCAGAAGCCAAAAUGAGGUUGAAGGCUGCGUUGACUCACCACCCUGCUGCCAUGUCAAAUGGGAAUAUGAACACCAUGGGACACAUGAUGGAAAUGAUGGGGUCCCGUCAGGACCAGACGCCACACCAUCACAUGCACUCACACCCACAUCAGCACCAGACACUGCCAGCCCAUCACCCCUACCCGCACCAGCACCAGCACCCAGCACACCAUCCUCAUCCUCAGCCCCAUCACCAGCAGAACCACCCACAUCAUCACUCCCACUCCCACCUUCAUGCACACCCGGCACAUCACCAGACCUCGCCACACCCACCCCUGCACUCCGGCAACCAAGCACAGCAGGUUUCACCAGCGACACAACAGAUGCAGCCCACCCAGACAAUACAGCCGCCUCAGCCCACAGGGGGCCGCCGGCGAAGGGUGGUGGAUGAGGAUCCUGACGAGAGGCGGCGGAAAUUUCUGGAACGGAACCGGGCAGCCGCCACCCGCUGCAGACAGAAGAGGAAGGUCUGGGUGAUGUCACUGGAAAAGAAAGCAGAAGAGCUCACCCAGACAAACAUGCAACUUCAGAAUGAAGUGUCCAUGUUGAAAAACGAGGUGGCACAGCUGAAACAGCUGUUGUUAACGCAUAAAGACUGCCCCAUAACAGCCAUGCAGAAAGAAUCACAAGGAUAUCUAAGUCCAGAGAGUAGCCCUCCUGCAAGCCCCGUCCCCACGUGCUCUCAGCAGCAGGUCAUCCAGCAUAACACCAUCACCACUUCCUCGGCCGUCAGCGAGGUGGUAGGAAGCUCCACCCUCAGUCAGCUCACCACUCACAGAACAGACCUGAAUCCGAUUCUCUAAAAGCCGAGGGUCAGACCUUGCCUCCAAGGAGAGCUGUCGCAUAUCCUGCGUCCUUUCUUUUAAGGGCAUUUUUAGAAUUAACUCAGACCUGGAAGACUCCUCAGCCCUUCAAAGACUGGCUUUCAUUUUUAUAGUUAUUAUGGAAAUGUUGUCUUUUAUACUUAGUUAUAUAAGCAAAAAAGGGAGUUAUGCAAUUAAUAAUCUGUCAGCUUGGGAAAUGCUUUGGUGCUUUUCUCCAAUUUUCUGGUACCAGUUACUUGUUUAUAAACUGAACUCUUUCUGUAUAUAGUCAUGGUUUCAUUCUUAUCAGUCCAACCCUUUGCCUGAAACGUUGAAUCUUGUUAAGCCACAGCUUUUAGCCAAAAUGAGGCAUACCUAGAUGUCCAGUAUACAGUCUGAAAGGCAACUGGGGGAGAAGUCUGAUGAUGUCAUAGCUUAUGUUGAGUUGGUGCUAUGAUGUCACCAGAAUCCCAGAUAAAUGGAGAGCCUUUUCCACAACACUGUUUCUCUUACUAUAAAAAAAAGUAUAAGCUCCAUUGAUGUCCAAAUAAAAUCAGCAAGCAUCUCACCACCUCUCCUCCUACUCUUGGUCCACUUCCUUGAAUGCCCAAUUUUCCUUUCCAUUUCCACUUUUACCUGGGCUCCCUAUUGACUCUUUAUUUUUACUUUCUUCUGUUUUAUUUUUUCCCCCUUUAGCGUUGCAUGUAAAGAAGAAAAUAAUGUUUAAAGGAAAAAAAAAAAAGCUAAUGUGGACCUAGCCACGGCUUCCCUUGCCCCCGACCCAUUCAACUCUUGCUUUUUACAAAAGAGUAACCGGGAGAUGUUUAAUGUGCCUGGUUUAAUGUUUUUAAUAAUCAGAGCAAAUAAAAGGUGGCGUAGCCGUAGGUGAAGCACUGUUGAAUGCCAGCUGUGGAGACACUAGGGAAGGGAGCUUUAUAAGCCUCAACUGUGAAAGUCCAAAUUAUGAUGCAGGGCUAGAACAUCAUACCCUCGAAUUACAACUGGUUUUAUAUGGCUUGUCUAUAAUAUUGAAAAUCCAUGUACUACAUAAUAAUUCAGAAGGGCUCUAUUCACUACACAGAUUACAUUGUUCAAUCAUUAGCUGCUAAUAGCCUAAG